AUGGCCUCGAUGAUCCCGCCCCACGACUCCCUGGUCAAGUACCACAGCCCCGUCGUCGUCACGACGGCCCGCGCGGCGCCGAAGAAGGGCAAGAAGGGCCCGGCGACGCCCGAGAAGGCCUCUACCCAAACGGAAGACAUUCUUAAUAGUAUCUUACCGCCGCGAGAGUGGACAGAAGACGGGACGCUCUGGGUCCAGUACGUGUCGUCGACGCCGGCGACGCGGUUGGACGUCGUCAACCUCCAGGAAUCAUUAGAUAGAAAAUUGCAGCAGCGCCAGGCCCGCGAGACGGGCAUCUGUCCCGUCCGCGAGGAGCUGUACGCGCAGUGCUUCGACGAAGUGAUCCGCCAGGUGACGAUCAACUGCGCCCGGCGGCUUACUCUUGCUGCGAGUGCGAGAUGAAGUGAGGAUGACGAUCGCGGCCUACCAGACGCUCUACGAGUCGUCCAUCGCCUUCGGCAUGCGCAAGGCGCUGACCGCGGAGCACACGAAAGCGGAACUCAACAAUAAGGUCCGGACCCUCGAGGCCGAGCGCGAGGAUUUGGAAGGACAGGUGAAGGAACUGCAAGAAAGAUGCGAGUCCAUCAAGGACCGGGAAGCCAAAAGGCGCGAGGAGGACGACGCGGCCCACGCCGAGGAGGUCGACAAGUUCAAGAAGAUCAACGAACAACUCAAGGCGAACCUCGAGGCGAUGCUCUCGGCGCCGCAGCGGUCCUGA
Messenger RNA from Pelagomonas calceolata, 718 nucleotides. Lineage: Eukaryota; Pelagophyceae; Pelagomonadales; Pelagomonadaceae. The record is from the annotation of a GenBank genome assembly.